GUUCUUCUCAGGAGACGGUUGUUGCCAAGAGCUCAUGAUGCCGUAUCCGGACGAGAGAUAUUGUUCCGCUUGCAGCGGUGUUUGAAGAACAAUGCAGGCCGAUACAAAAGCAACGCUCAUCCAGCGACGGCAAUGUUGUCUGAGACACAGACAUCGUCUUCAACAGGAAGACCGCACGCUCCGGCCUCAUCAUACUCCGCGCGCACCUCGCCACGACCCGCCAACAACCUACACAAAGCGGUUGACGUCCACGUCUCGACCACAUCCACCACCAUGCACGCCAACCACAGCACCGCCAGAGCGCCCACCAACAGCUCCCACACCGCCGCGGCAAAACAGCCCGUCGACGCGGCGACGAAGUGGAAAUGCUGCCAGUGCGGGGCCGUGAACCCGGACACUUGGCACACGGUCUGCAGCGGCUGCGCGCACGACGGGGAAGCGUGCUUUGGGUGCACGGCGCUGUAGACAAAGAAAAACCGAUGGCGUUAGGAAGUCGUUGUACAGUACAGGGGCAUAAAAAGCAAUGAGAUAUUGAUUGAGUCGGGUGGUUUGGAAAAAGAAACUUUUUUUUUUUUUUUU
Molecule: messenger RNA, 579 nt
Organism: Aplosporella prunicola CBS 121167
Lineage: Eukaryota; Fungi; Ascomycota; Dothideomycetes; Botryosphaeriales; Aplosporellaceae
Exons: 1
Coding region: 133-465 (110 amino acids)
Source: RefSeq, a predicted model, not a curated record